AUGUACUUGGAUUCUUUACCCAAGUUUGAGAAGUCUUUCUACAAGGAGCACCCCGAUGUCGCCAGCCGGUCUCAGCGCGAUGUUGACGAUUUCCGUAAGAAGUUUGAGAUGUCUGUGCAAGGAAAAAACAUUCCUCGUCCCGUCGAGACCUUCGAUGAGGCUGGCUUCCCCCAAUACGUGUUGAGCGAGGUUAAGGCUCAGGGUUUCGAACGCCCUACCGCCAUUCAGUCCCAGGGAUGGCCCAUGGCUCUUUCUGGCCGUGAUGUUGUUGGUAUCGCCGAGACCGGUUCCGGAAAGACUCUGUCCUACUGUCUUCCUGCUAUUGUCCACAUCAACGCUCAGCCCCUUCUUGCUCCUGGUGACGGCCCUAUUGUUCUCGUCCUCGCCCCUACCCGUGAAUUGGCAGUCCAGAUCCAGACCGAAAUCACCAAGUUCGGAAAGUCCUCUCGCAUUCGCAACACCUGUGUUUACGGUGGUGUCCCCAAGGGCCCCCAGAUCCGUGACUUGAGCCGUGGUGUCGAAGUCUGCAUUGCUACUCCUGGUCGUCUCAUUGACAUGCUCGAGGCCGGCCGCACCAACCUCCGCCGUGUCACUUAUCUUGUUCUUGACGAGGCCGACCGCAUGCUGGACAUGGGUUUCGAGCCCCAGAUCCGCAAGAUCAUCUCUCAGAUUCGCCCUGACCGUCAGACUUGCAUGUGGUCCGCCACAUGGCCCAAGGAAGUUCGCCAGCUUGCUUCUGAUUUCCUCAACGAUUACAUCCAAGUCAACAUCGGUUCCAUGGACUUGUCCGCUAACCACCGUAUCACGCAAAUCGUCGAAGUCGUGUCAGACUUUGAGAAGCGCGAUAAGAUGAUCAAGCACCUUGAGAAGAUUAUGGAGAACCGCGGCAACAAGUGUCUUAUUUUCACUGGAACUAAGCGUAUCGCCGACGAGAUCACUCGCUUCCUUCGUCAGGACGGAUGGCCAGCACUUUCUAUUCACGGUGAUAAGCAACAACAAGAAAGAGAUUGGGUCUUGAACGAGUUCAAGACGGGCAAGAGCCCAAUCAUGGUGGCUACUGAUGUGGCUUCCCGUGGUAUCGAUGUUCGCGACAUUACUCAUGUUCUGAACUAUGACUACCCCAACAACUCGGAAGACUAUGUUCACCGUAUUGGUCGAACUGGUCGUGCCGGUGCCAAGGGUACCGCCAUCACUUUCUUCACCACUGACAACUCUAAGCAGGCUCGUGACUUGGUCACUAUCCUUACUGAGGCUAAGCAGCAGAUUGACCCCCGUCUCGCCGAGAUGGUUCGCUACAGUGGUGGCGGCGGCGGCGGCCGUGGCGGCUAUGGCCGCUGGGGUGGCCGUGGUGGUGGUGGUCGUGGCCGUGGCGGCAACUACACUGCUUCCAAUGCCGCUCCCCUCGGAGGCAACCGCCGUUGGUAA
Messenger RNA from Aspergillus bombycis, 1425 nucleotides. Its product is annotated as DEAD-box ATP-dependent RNA helicase DBP2. Lineage: Eukaryota; Fungi; Ascomycota; Eurotiomycetes; Eurotiales; Aspergillaceae. The coding region runs from base 1 to 1425 and encodes 474 amino acids. Gene Ontology annotation, biological process: rRNA processing. Gene Ontology annotation, molecular function: RNA binding; ATP binding; RNA helicase activity. The transcript has 5 exons. Gene Ontology annotation, cellular component: cytoplasm; nucleus; ribonucleoprotein complex. The record is from RefSeq and is a predicted model, not a curated record.